This is a messenger RNA of Knipowitschia caucasica, 603 nucleotides long. The record is from the annotation of a GenBank genome assembly. NCBI's taxonomy places the organism in Eukaryota, Metazoa, Chordata, Actinopteri, Gobiiformes, Gobiidae.
AUGGCGGCCGGGAUGUACCUGGAGCAUUAUUUAGACAGUAUAGAAAACUUGCCCUUUGAAUUGCAGAGAAACUUCAAUUUAAUGAGAGAUCUUGAUCAACGCACAGAAGAUCUAAAAUCACAAAUCGAUUCAUUGGCCAAAGAAUACACCUCUAAUGCCAGGACUCUUUCAUCUGAACAAAAACUCUCCAUUCUGCAACAAAUUCAACAAUCCUACAGUAAAUGCAAAGAAUUUGGAGAUGACAAGGUGCAACUUGCAAUGCAGACUUAUGAGAUGGUCGAUAAACACAUCCGGCGCCUGGACACUGACCUCGCUCGAUUUGAGGCCGAUUUAAAAGAGAAGCAGAUCGAGAGCACAGAUUAUGAUUCCACUUCAAGCAAAGGAAAAAAAGGCGAUACAAGACAGAAAGAGAAGAAAACUGCCAAAACGAGGUCCAAAGUGAAGAGUUCAGAUGAAGACAGCAGCCCAAAGAGUGCUCAGAAGAAAGUGAAGCUGCUCCAACCGUACGCACUCUCAUUCAACCUCAUUCACUUUCCACUUUCUGAAAUCAAUUCAAGAGUAUCAAUACGUUUCUUUUCAGGGGGGGGAAGAAUUGUGUUAUAA